AUGCUGAUGAUGGAGCCUCUGAACAGCACCGACGCCGGCAUCGCAGCCCCCAGCGCCCCCCUCGAGUCCCCCGUGUCCGGCAGUGGCCACGGCAACGAAUACUUCUACGUUCUGGUGGUCAUGUCCUUCUACGGCAUUUUCUUGAUUGGGAUCACGCUGGGCUACAUGAAAUCCAAGAGGCGGGAGAAGAAAGCCAGCCUCCUGCUGCUGUACAGAGACGAGGAGCGGCUCUGGGGGGAGGCCAUGAAGCCGCUGGCCACGCUGUCCGGCCUGAGGUCGGUGCAGGCGCCCACGAUGCUGAAUGUGCUGCAGGAGAGCGUGGCGCCCGCCCUGUCCUGCACCCUCUGCUCCAUGGAGGGUGACAGCGUGAGCUCCGAGUCCUCCUCGCCCGAUGUGCACCUCACCAUCCAGGAGGAGGGGGCGGACGAUGAGCUGGGGGAGACUUCUGAGACCCCCCUCAACGAAAGCAGCGAAGGGUCCUCGGAGAACAUCCAUCAGAAUUCCUAG
Messenger RNA from Rangifer tarandus platyrhynchus (Svalbard reindeer), 507 nucleotides. The record is from the annotation of a GenBank genome assembly. NCBI's taxonomy places the organism in Eukaryota, Metazoa, Chordata, Mammalia, Artiodactyla, Cervidae.